Pseudopipra pipra is the source of this 5481-nucleotide messenger RNA. RefSeq lists its product as uncharacterized. Gene Ontology annotation, molecular function: calcium ion binding. Gene Ontology annotation, biological process: homophilic cell-cell adhesion. Lineage: Eukaryota; Metazoa; Chordata; Aves; Passeriformes; Pipridae. Gene Ontology annotation, cellular component: plasma membrane. The record is from RefSeq and is a predicted model, not a curated record.
CGAGCGAGCGCCGUGGGCGAUGUCGGGCGGGCGGAGGGCGAGCGGCGGGCCGGGCGGCGGGCGAGCGCUGGGGCUGGGCGCUGUGCUGCUGUGGCUGUGCUGGCGGGCGGCGGCGGAGCGGCUCCGCUACUCCAUGGCCGAGGAGCUGCCCAGAGGCUCGCUGGUGGGGCCGCUGGCCCGGGACCUGGGGCUCAGCGCCGACGAGCUGCCGGCGCGCAAGCUGCGGGUGGCGUCUGCCGGCAAAAAGCAGCUGAAAUUCUUCACGGUGAGCGAGGAGAACGGGAACCUGUACGUGAGCGAGAGGCUGGACCGGGAGGAGCUGUGCGGCGAGUCGUUGUCCUGCUCCGUCAGCUUCGAGGCGCUGGUGCACAACCCGCUCAACGUCUUCCGUGUCGAGGUGGCCAUUGAGGACGUGAAUGACAAUUCCCCGUCCUUCAGCAAGGCUGUUUUGGACCUCGAGAUCGGUGAAUUAAUCCCUCCCGGUGCUCGUUUUCCUCUGGAGAUGGCCCACGACGAGGACGUGGGAAGCAACUCACUGCUGACUUACCAGCUCUCCAGCAACCCCUCCUUCUCUUUAGCGUUGAAGGAGAGCGAGGACGGAAGCAAGCAGCCUGAAUUAGUGCUGGAGAGAGCCUUGGACCGGGAGAAGCAGAGCUCUUUUGAGCUGCUACUGACGGCAGUAGAUGGCGGGGAACCCAUGAGAACUGGGACUGUUGAAGUUCGGAUCAACGUGACAGACGCCAAUGACAACCCACCUGUAUUCUCGCAGGAUCGGUACAGCACGAGCCUCCGGGAGGACGCACUGCCGGGUUCGGAGGUAUUGAAAGUGUCAGCCUCAGACGCCGACGCCGGCACCAAUGCUCAUAUCACCUAUCAUUUCGGCAAAAUGCCGGCCAAAGUGCUUCAGCAAUUCGUGGUGGACAGGGAGAGUGGGACAAUCACACUGCAGGAGCCUCUGGACUUCGAGAACAUGCGAGCUUUCAGCUUGCCUGUGGAGGCGAGGGACGGUGGCGGUCUGGUGGCGCACUGCAAGGUGGAGGUGGAGGUGCUGGACGUGAACGACAACGCACCCGAAAUCACCAUUCUGUCUGUGUCGAGUCCGGUGCCCGAGGACGCGCCAGUCGGCACCGUGGUGGCCCUGCUCAACAUCCAUGACCCGGACUCCGGCGAGAACGGUGAGGUGUCGUGCGAGCUGUCGGGGGAGGCGCCCCUGUCGAUCGUGGCGUCGUCGGGCGGCUCGUCCAAGGUGGUGACGGCGAGCGCGCUGGACCGCGAGCAGGCGUCCGAGCACCGCGUGACGGUGGUGGCCCGGGACCGGGGCAGGCCGGCGCUGUGGAGCAGCAGGGAGCUGUUGCUGGAGGUGUCGGACGUGAACGACAACGCGCCGGUGUUCGAGGAGGCGUCGUACAGCGCGUACGUGCGGGAGAACAACGCGGUGGGCUUGCUGGUGUUGCGCGUUGUGGCUCGGGACUUGGACGCGGGCGCGAACGGGCGCGUGAGCUACUGGCUGUCGGGCGGCAGCGCGGGCGCGGCGGGCGCGGCGCCGCUGGUGUCGGUGGAGGCGCGGAGCGGCGCGGUGUACGCGCAGCGCUCGUUGGACUACGAGCAGUGCCGCGAGUUCUCGGUGGCCGUGCGGGCGCAGGACGGCGGGUCGCCGGCGCGCAGCUCGACGGCCACGGUGCGCGUCUUCGUGCUCGACCAGAACGACAACGCGCCGCGGGUGCUCUACCCGCCCCCGCCGGCGGCGUCGGGAGCGGCGUCUGCGGGCUCGGUGGGUUCGGCUUUCGAGGUGGUGCCGCGUUCGGCGUCGUCCGGGUACCUGGUGGGCAAGGUGGUGGCGGUGGACGCGGACGCGGGGCGCAACGCGUGGCUGUCGUACGAGCUGGUGCAGGCGUCGGAGCCGGCGCUGUUCCGCGUGGGGCUGCAGAGCGGCGAGGUGCGCACGGCGCGGGCCGUGUCGGAGAGGGACGCGGCCAAGCAGCGCCUGGUGGCCGUGGUGAAGGACCACGGCGAGCCGGCGCUGUCGGCCACGGCCACGCUGCACGUGGUGCUGGCCGAGAGCUUGCAGGAGGCGCUGCCGGAGCUGAGCGAGCGGGCGGCGGGCGCCGAGGCGGCGGGCGAGCUGCAGUUCUACCUGGUGCUGGCGCUGGCGCUGCUGUCGGCGCUGUUGGUGCUGAGCGUGGCGCUGGCCGUGCUGGCGCGGCUGCGGCGGGCCGGGCCGCCCGCCGUGCUGCGCUGCCUGGGCGCGCAGCGCUUGUCGCUGGCCGGCGCCGCCUUCCCGGCCGACUUCUGCGAGGGCACCUUGCCCUACUCCUACAACCUGUGCGUGGCGGCGCCGCCCCGCGCCAACCCCGAGGCCGCUUGGCCGCCGCCGCCGCUGCCCAUCGUGCCCGCGGAGGAGCUUGUGGCCGGGGAGCCCUGCGAGAAGCCGAGCCCGAACAGCAGCACCGUCGCUGGAGAGCCGCCCGCUGACCCCGACGCACCGCAGGUCUGUAAGCCGCACGUGUUGCUGUUCUCCUUUAGAAAGGAAACACUGUCCUCUUUCCUUUGGGUUUCUGGGGAUGGUCUGGGUGGGGAGUGCUGGUCCAUGUCUCCAUCAGGGGAUGAAAAAGCGGGGUCGCUCCUUUCUCCAAGAGUACACAUUCAUCCCCGCCAUCAGCCCGUGGGCAAAGCGAGCAGACAGAGCUCGUUGGCGCUCGGUGCGUGCAGUGCCGGGAGGAGGCUGCGGGCGCCGCUGUUGACCGAGAGGAGCGAGAGGAAGGUCGGAGCGCUGCAGCCCCGCCCGCUGCUGCCCGGCUCGAUCGCUGGAUCGCUGCCGGUCAGGAUCGGCGGCCGGGAGAUCUGCGAUCGUCCCCGCGGUGCGGAGCCCUUACGGAGAGGCGGCGGGGCCGCAAGAAGCGAGGCGUAAAAGUAGCGGGAGCCGGAUCGCCGGUGGUCGGCGGGGAUCUGCCGGCGGUGUUGCGGUGCCGGCGGUGCGGCGGCGGCGAUGUGCGCGGCGGGGAGGCGCUGGGGCCGGCGGCAGCGAGUGCUGCUGUGGGGCGUCCUGCUGGCGGCCUGGGAGGCGGCGUGGGGGCAGCUGCGCUACUCGGUGCCCGAGGAGAUGCCCAAGGGCUCGUUCGUGGGCGACGUGGCCAAGGACCUGGGGCUGCAGCUGCCAGCGCUCCGAGAUCACGGUGUCCGAGUUGUCUCCGAAGGUAGGACGCAGUAUUUGGCUUUGCACGGGAAGACGGGACAUUUAGUGACGGCCGAGAAGAUCGACAGAGAGCAGCUGUGCGAGAGUGUGGAGCAAUGUGUGCUGCGCUGUGAGCUGAUAGUGGAGGGGGAAAUGAAUUUUUAUGAAAUCGAAGUAGAAAUCACGGACAUUAACGACAACGCGCCCACUUUCAAAGAAAUAGAGCUGGAGGAGACGAUAAGCGAGAAUACAGCCCCAGGUUCGCGGUUUUCACUUCCCAGGGCUCACGACCCCGACUCUGGACAGAAUUCCCUGCAGAGCUACGAACUGAGCGGCGACGAGCACUUCUCGCUGGCCGUGCAGACGGGCCCCGGCGGGGAUCAGCGUCCCGAGCUGGUGCUGGCGAAGGCGCUGGACCGGGAGGAGGCGGCGUUCCACGAGCUGGUGCUGAGGGCGAGCGACGGCGGCGAGCCGGCCCGGACGGGCACGGCGCGGAUCCGCGUGACGGUGCUGGACGCGAACGACAACGCGCCCGUGUUCAGCCAGGCGGAGUACACGGUGCGUGUGCCGGAGGACGUGCCCGUGGGCUCCACCCUCAUCACCGUCACAGCCACCGACCCUGACGAGGGGCCGAACGGGCACGUGAAAUAUUCGUUGAAAACAAUCACAGGAAAAGCCUCGGAGAUUUUCCAGCUGGACAGCGAGACUGGGGAGAUCACGCUGAUGCGAAGCCUGGACUUCGAGCGGAGCGACUCGUACGAACUGGAUGUGCAGGCACGGGACGGCGGCAGCCUGUCUGACAGAGCAAAAGUUGUGAUAACCGUGACAGACAUUAAUGACAACACGCCCGAGAUUUCGGUGCGGUCAGCGCUGAGUGAGAUUUCUGAGGACGCCCCAUCGGGUACUGUUGUAGCCUUGCUACAGGUGCAGGACCGGGACUCGGGGACGAACGGCGAGGUGCGCUGCUCCCUCGACGGGGACGUCCCGUUCCGCCUGGAGAGCUCGCAGGGCAGCUACUACCGUGUGGUGACAGCGAGAGAGCUGGACCGGGAGCAGGAGUCGGAGUACAACGUGACGGUGCGGGCGGCCGACGGCGGUCGUCCGUCGCUGCAGAGCAGCAGGGUGCUGUGUGUGCGGGUGCUGGACGUGAACGACAACGCGCCGGUGUUCUUGCAGGAGCGCUACAGCGCUCGUCUGUCGGAGAACAACGUGGCGGGCUUGCUGGUGCUGCGGGUGCGGGCGACGGACUCGGACUGGGGGGAGAACGCGCGCGUGCGGUACCGGCUGGGGGAGGGUGGUGUGCGGGGCUCGCCGCUGUCGUCGUACGUGUCGGUGCAGGCGGAGACGGGCGCGCUGUACGCGCUGCGCUCGUUCGAUUACGAGGAGGUGCGCGAGGUGGGGCUGUGGGUUUGGGCGGAGGACGGCGGCUCGCCGGCGCUGAGCAGCAACGUGUCGGUGCGGCUGGUGAUCGUGGACGAGAACGACAACGCGCCGCAGGUGCUGUACCCGCCGGCGGCGGGGGCUUCGUCGGGCUCGGUGUGGUCGGGCGUGGAGCUGGCGGCGCGGUCGAGCGAGGCCGGCGCGCUGGUGGCCAAGGUGGUGGCGGUGGACGCGGACGCGGGUCAGAACGCGUGGCUGUCGUACGAGCUGGCCAAGGCGACGGAGCCGGGGCUGUUCCGCGUGGGGCUGCACAGCGGCGAGGUGCGCACGGCGCGCUCGCCACUGGCCCGCGACGCGGCGCGCCAGAGCCUGGUGGUGCUGGUGAAGGACCACGGGCGGCCGGCGCUGUCGGCCACGGCCACGCUGAGCGUGGUGCUGGCCGAGAGCGUGGCCGAGCUGCUGGCCGAGCUGGGCAGCGCGGCGCGGGCGGAGGCGGAGGCGGGGGCGGGCGAGGCGGGCGGCAGCCUGACGCGCUGGCUGGUGCUGGCCGUGGCCGCCGUGUCGUGCCUCUUCGUCGCCUUCCUGCUGCUGCUGCUGGCGCUGCGCCUGCGGCGCUGGCGGCGCUCGCAGCAGCAGCUGCUGGCGGCGGGCAGCGGCGCCUUGCGCGGCGUGCCGGCCACGCACUUCGUGGGCAUCGACGGCGUGCGCGCCUUCCUGCACUCCUACUCGCACGACGUGUCUCUCACGGCCGACUCGCGCAAGAGCCACCUCCGCUUCUCGGCCGCCAGCUGCUGCGACACCCUGCCGGCCCGGCCGCCGCCCGACGAGCCCGCGCCGCUGCUCGGAGACGAGGAACCUGCCGGCCCCCAGCAGGCGGACCCCGCCCCUCUCCCGGUGAGUUUCUCGUACUAGCCCGUGUCCGUGACGGU